UGUUGCCGUCUUGUUCCUUUUUUUUGCGCUGUCACCAACGAAGGCUCUUCUUGAUAAAAGCCCUCGACGCAGCUCCUCCAGAAAAGGCCAGUGAUCGUCCCCAUCCUUGACUCACACUCGCUCAUCAAUCCUACACUGCGAGUCUUCUCAUAAGCUCUUGUUCAGAAUCAUCAUGUCGAGCACUUCGAGUUCCCGCUUUGAUCUUGGAGAUCAUGUCCAAGAUCAGGACCUCUCUGAAGAGUAUCUGUCUUCGUCGUCCCGCGACUAUUCCGCCGGCAGCUCGCCGCUUACCACUCCUGCGCUGUCCGAUGAGGAAUUCGACUUUGAUGUGCCCGAAGAUGCCCUCCUUGAGGAGAGGUCGACAACACAGGCGCCAGCCGAUGGUUCGGAGAAGUACAUCAUGGUGAUUGGUGGUCUUGGGUAUAUCGGCUCCCACACAACACUUGAGUUGCUUCGUGAGGGACACAAUGUUAUCGUGGUGGACAACCUGAGCAACAGCUACAAGACCGUUCUGAAGAACGUCAAGAUGCUGGCGGCCCAUCACUGCAAGGUCAACAACGUUCCCAUGCCCCGUCUUCGCUUCUUCCGCGUCGACUACCGCAGCAAGGCGAUGCAUGUUCUCCUGGAGAGAUACAGCAACUUGGUGAUGACGGUGGACGCUACGUCGGGCAAGCAGGUUGUGUCGUGCCAGUCCCGGAUUGCGGGGGUGAUCCACUUUGCGGCAUACAAGUCGGUCGUCGAAAGCAUCAAGCAGCCCCUGCGCUACUAUCGCAACAACGUGUGUGGACUGGUCAACCUGCUACAGGAGCUGGAGCGUUUCAACAUCCGAAACUUUAUCUUUAGCAGCUCGGCCACCGUGUACGGAUCCAAGGCUAACGCCGGCCUGCCACUGAAGGAGGAGGACCUCGUGCACCACCAGGUCAAGACACAGAACGAGGCCGGAGAGACGACCAUCGUUGAGCCAACCAUUGAGGGUUUGUCGUGCCCGUAUGCGCGCACCAAAUACUUUGGAGAAGCGAUCCUGGCGGAUGUGGCCGAGGCGGACCCCGAUUGGCGUAUUGUUGCGCUCCGUUACUUUAACCCCGUUGGAUGCGACCCUUCUGGUGUGUUGGGCGAGAGCCCGCGCGGGGAGCCGACCAACCUCUUCCCAGUGCUGACGCAAGUCCUCAAGGGCGACCGCUCGAACCUCAAUGUAUUCGGAUCUGACUGGCCGACUCGUGACGGUACUGCGAUUCGCGACUUUAUUCACGUUCUCGAUGUUGCCCGUGGACACAUUGCGGCGCUCAACUGGAACUCGAAGAAGGGCAACGGAUUCUCGACCUUCAAUCUUGGCAGCGGUACGGGCACGACAGUUCUCGAGGCGGUUCGCAGCUUGGAGCAGGCGGCUGGUCGCGAGAUCCCCCUCGCCCUCGUUGACAGGCGGCCUGGCGAUGUCGGCAUGUGUGUCGCUUCGACGGAGCGUGCGGCUAAGGAGCUCGGGUGGUCGACUCGCGAGAGCAUCACCAAGUGCGCUGCUGACCUAUGGAACUACGUGUCCAAGGUAGCGUUGAGGUCGUAACGGACACGUCAUGACGUUGAUCCCUCCUCCCGUUCCCCCCUUUCUCUUUGGUUGAUGAUAUCCCGAGCGCAACAGCGAAGCGAAGCGAGUUGUUGGCGUCUUUCUUAUUCCUCUGUUUCUCUCGACUGUCUGGGUCUGGCUUUUAGGAUGGGAAAAUAUCCGGUUGGCAUCUUUUCUGGGCUGCUUCUUUUUUAGUUGGUGUUAUUCGCGUCCGGGGUACAUAUGGGUAUUUACAUUGAACAAAAGGGUCGCUGGUUGCAGGCAUGAUUUUGUUCCUUCGGUUCUUUUUGUUGUUGUUGCAGUUCAAGUUGUAGACUGUAGAUACUCUGAUUGAUGAUGAUAGUUGACGGAAAGAAAUUGAAGUUGAUGCGAAAAACUUUUCACUCUCCUCUCAUGUUCCAACCUCCAAUUUUGGCAGUCGCGGUGGCGAUGUCUCAUCCUC
This is a messenger RNA of Neurospora tetraspora, 2000 nucleotides long. RefSeq lists its product as uncharacterized. The transcript has 2 exons. Gene Ontology annotation, biological process: beta-D-galactose catabolic process via UDP-galactose, Leloir pathway. NCBI's taxonomy places the organism in Eukaryota, Fungi, Ascomycota, Sordariomycetes, Sordariales, Sordariaceae. Gene Ontology annotation, molecular function: UDP-glucose 4-epimerase activity. The coding region runs from base 173 to 1558 and encodes 461 amino acids. Gene Ontology annotation, cellular component: cytosol. The record is from RefSeq and is a predicted model, not a curated record.